AUGGAGAAGCCCGACUUUCCUCUGCCCGCCGGAAAGUAUCUUGUGACUGGAGCCAGGGAGGUGACUACUAGCCUGACGGUCUCCGAAAACGGGACGUGGCAGCUUGGGGAUGGCGCCAAGUUGUAUGACGUCACGCAUUUGCCCUGCCGCUCUGCUCGCUACACCCCGGCUUCCGGCGCAACCUGCAAACCCACCCAGGACUUGGAGCUCCAAUUCCCAGUUGUACCGGGGGCAGUCAUGCCGCCGCAAGCAGGUUGCAACAAGCAGGAUUACGCCGUGCUUUUUGUGAUCGGGGUUGCUGCCUGA
Messenger RNA from Effrenium voratum, 306 nucleotides. NCBI's taxonomy places the organism in Eukaryota, Dinophyceae, Suessiales, Symbiodiniaceae. The record is from the annotation of a GenBank genome assembly.